GGGCUCGCGCUCCGCUGAGUAGUCGACCCUCUGGAUGGCUCGCGCCGCCAGUGUACCAGGCCAGUCAUUAUGGGGGACUGGGACCCUGCCACGGGCUGGACUCCGACCGACCGGCCGUCACUGAGAGCUCGUCAAGGAGGUUGAUGCGCUAAUAAGAGAGUUAGCAUCGCCGCUAAUUACCCCGCGUCGUCAAUAAGCUGCUAAAGAGGAGGGGUUUUUUCAGCUAUCACAACCGGGUCCGGCGGCUUCACCAGAGAGAGGAGAAGCGCGAGGACGUCGGGGGAAGGGGGGACGGGGACGUGAACGACAGGUGUGAUCAGGCAGUCUUUCAAAGACAGGUGUGAUCAGUCUUUUAAAGCGCAUCCGAUUUGGAGAAGCGGCUUGGCCGCAUCCAUGGACGACCCGACGAUCGAUAUGACUGAGCUUCCCGGAAAAACAACACUCAAGUGGGAUCAGCCGAAAUAAAUCAGCCCGGCUCAUCCGUCUGCUCUUUUUCUCCGCCGGGCGGCGAAUGUCAGCUGCCCGUAAGAACCUGCACGCGACAGGCGGGGGUUCAGCACCGGUGGAGCUGGACAGCGACUGCAUGGAGCAGCCGGCGGUUGAUCAGGCCAACACGACCGCACAGGGAACCGUAGGAUUUCAGGGUCACUCGCUGCUACAGAACCGCUCUGGAGGCCUCGGAAUGGCGUUGGAGGAGGAACUAGCCAUGCUCACCGGGGAGCGGGACGACGAGGAGGAGUUACCUGACCCAGGAGCGCCCACGGUGGGCCACGAUACGGACUUGUUGUCGCUCCUCCGGCAAAAGGAGAAAGACUUGGUUCUAGCUGCAAAACUCGGCAAAGCACUGUUGGAGAGGAACCAAGACCUAACGAAGCAAUAUGAGAAGAUGAACAAAGAUCUUAACGAAAAACUAGAGCACCUAGAGCAGGAGAAGCACGAGCUGCGUCGGCGUCUGGAGCGGCGUGAGGGUGAGUGGGAGUGCCGCGUGGCCGAGCUGGAGACGGACGUCCAGCAGCUGGAGGUGGAGCUGGAGCGCCAGCGGCUGCAUCUGAGGGAGGCGGAGCGGGAGAGGAGCAGUACCGUCGGCCAGCUCUCGGAGCACAACCACCGGCUCCUGGAGCAACUUAGCAGGGCUGCGGAGGUAGAGAGGCAGCUGUCCACUCAGGUCCAUUCUUUACGGGAUGACUUCAGGGAGAAGAGUGUGUCAAGCAGUCAGCACAUGACCCGGCUGGAGAGUCUGCAGGUUGAGAUCACCCUGCUGUCGGAGAGGAAGAUGGAGCUGGAGCGGCGCGUGCACUCCGUGUUGGGGGACAACGAGCUGCUGCAGAACACCAUGGACCCAGCGGAGAGGACUCUGAUGCUGGAGAAGCAGUGUCACGAGAAGGACCAGCAGCUGCGUCAGAGUCAGCUGGAGCUGCGAGAGGUCAAGUCGUCCCACAGGCUGCUGAGCGCCCGGCUGGAGGAGCUGGUGGACGAGCGCAGCCUGCAGGGCCUCAGCCACCACCCCUCCAGCCUGCUGUGUGAGAUCGAGCAGAGCAUGGAGCAGGAGGAGCAGGAGCAGGAGAGAGAGCAGCUGCGUGUCCAGCUGUGGGAGGCCUACUGCGAGGUGCGCUCCCUCUGCUCCCACCUGAGGGGAAAUGACCUCACAGACUCGGCCCUCUCCACCGACUCCUCCAUGGACGAGUCGUCAGAGACCUCCUCCGCCAAGGACGUGCCCACGGGGAGCCUCCGCGCUGUCCUGCUGGAGCUCCGCCGGCUCACCCAGAACCUGCUGGACGGCAACGAGUCCACGGGCUCGAGGCGGAGCGACGAGGAGGCUCUGGAGGAGCAGGGGAGGAAGAUGGGGGAGGAGCUUAGGGAAAUCAGGGAUCUGUACGACGCCGAGAGAGACAAGACGAUGUGCGUCGAGGAGGAGCUACUGCGACUACACAACCAGAUGGCGCUGCUCUCUUUGGAGAUGCGCUCCGUCCAGGAGGAGAGCGAGAGAACGAGGGCCAUGUCGGCGGUCCUGGAGCCCAGCGAGCAGCUGCUGAGUGCCAUACGGGACCGGGACGACGCCAUAGCCAAGAAGCAGGCUAUGGAGAUGGAACUGGCCAAGUGUAAAAUAGACAUCAUGUCUCUCAACAGCCAGCUGCUGGACGCCAUCCAGCAGAAGCUAAACCUAUCGCAGCAGCUGGAGGCUUGGCAGGACGACAUGCACAGAGUGAUCGACCAGCAGCUGAUGGACAAGCACCAGGACGAGUGGCGGGACGCUCCCAUCGCCGCCUCCAGGGUCCCGGGGUCCAGUGGCGCCGGCCGGUCGCCUUCCUCCUCCUCCUCUUCCUCUUCCUCCAGGAGAUUGCACCGUCGCUCAGAGGAAGACAAGAGGCUCUUCUCUUUCUUUAAGAAGAACUGAACGCUGUCGCCCGGUUCAGGGGGCGAGGGAGGAAGGGCCAAAUGAGAGAAGGAGAGGGAGAUAUAGUAGAGAGAGAGAGAGAGAGAGAGAGAGAGAGAGAGAGAGAGAGAGAGAGAGAGAGAGAGACAGAGACAGAGACAGAGACAGAGAGACAGAGACAGAGACAGAGACAGAGACAGAGACAGAUAUCAGGGUGGCAUAUGUGGCCAAACACAGCCAAAGCAGGGCAGAGGUCAGACGCAGAGAGAAGGGGAGGUCUGGGGAAGGGAAGGGGAGGGAGAGGGUGGUCACUUUUGCACUUUAUCUGUCCCAUUAUCCCUCCGCUCACAAAUGUUGUCUACCAAAUAACCAGAGACUUCUUUUUGCUUCUUUUUUAUAAACCAAGCAAAUACGUGUGCAACCGCCGCUCAUGCUGAAACGCCAGUGGUUUUAGUGUGUCAAAGUGGACCUACAGAUUGGGAGAGGCGGGUCCCCAUGUAGUGCCUAUUCUACCAUCACUAGUACCCCACUGCCAACUCCAUGGUGAGGGACCACUGUGCACCAACUCUGAUUACUGUAUUCAUCCCAGUUGUCAAGCCAAGAAGUCUGAGGAGAGCUGUACACAUUUAGUAUGUGCAUGGACAGAACACAGCGGGAUGUUGGUAAAAUAAAAUAACGUGAAAAAAGGUACUUAAUAAGAAUACUGUGGCUACUCACCAUACUUUGAAAUACUAAACAAUGGAAGAUUGUAUAAAUUGGGGGGAUACAGCGACAUCACAAAAAACAAGAGUCUAAUUGGAGUCAGACUGUGAAUUCGGCCAUUGUCUGUAAAGAACAUAGCCAGCUACUACAGCAGUCCACUCUCAGGUUUAUUCACUUGCCCAGAGGCUUGGUCACCAUGAGGCCUUGGUUCUGGUGUGGGGAGCUUUAACUCCCCUCUUUCCUGCUGUCUUGUUAGUUCAGUUUACUGUUGAUCAAGCGGUGUGUCAGACUGACAGGGGUAAAACUCAAAGACGCAAAGACUAUGAAGUGACUGAGAAAGAUUGGUUUCACACUUUUGUUGUUAGAAUGCCCCAAAUGAGGUUGGAUGUUUUACGGGCACAUGGCUUAUAAAUCCUACCUAACACUAUGAUAAUAGAUAUUUUGGAAUACGAAAUACCCAAAGUGUUUAAUUCAUGACCAAACAACUUUGAUUUAGCACUUUUGCCCAUUGAAUUUAAUCGCAAGAACAAUGACAUUUAAAUAUAUAAAUCCAGCCUAUAUGACCUGUGGUUCCUCUCAGGUCUGUGGUAAACUGGGGGUCAUGCACGUCUCUGACAGAUGAAUAAACCUUUGGGUAGUGGAGUUAGUUACGGUCCAAUUAUAAUGUUUGUUGUUUCAAACCUGCACUUUGUAACGGAUGCAUCGGAUGCAUUGCUUUGCUGCACUUGGCUUUAGAAAAGUGGGAACACUUCCUCUUCACAGCCAACAGCCAGGUGCUCUGCAAUGAUGCUUUUUGACCUCCAUUAAGAGAGAAAACAUGCCUGGGCUUAUUGAGAGCAACAUACAUUUAAAUGAAAGGGAUGUCUGCAGUGAAAGGUUAAGUAGUGUAGGUUUGAAGGUUAAAUAGUGCAGGUUUGAUUGUUGAACAUUUCCUAAUGCAUAUGUACUGUAUGUCUGUAAUUGUCCUGAUGACAUUUCAAAUUGGGAUAAAUAAGCACGUGAAUAAUUCUUGAGCGUGCGCUUUCAAAUUAAAAGUCUUGGGUGACAGAACACUCAGAGACAAUCCCAACUCCACAUUGUGUUAAUGGCAGUUCUGCUGUUUGGAACACAUUCACACAAUCUAUACUCUACAGCCAUCUCCAAUUUGACAUGAUAACAAAAAGAGAAAAAUCUACCUCCAAUCUCACUGCUUUCUCAUUGCCUGUGUGCACUUUCAUUUUUGCUGGGCUUCCCUGUUUGGGUCAACUCAUCUGUAAAGCCCCUGUGGUGGUACUGUAGAUGUCUGACUGACCGAAUGCACCCUCAACUCCUUCGGGAGAUCCCCAAGUGUCUAUGUGUUGUGAUGGCUUUCAUGUCCAGGUCACCUGUGUGAUACCUAUGCAGAUGUCUUCUCGUCAUCUCAGCUGGUUGUUGGGAAGGAUCAACCCAAAGAGAGAUUUUUUUAAAGAAAUAAUAUGUAUAUAGUUCAGUAGGUUUGGACGAGAUCAAUAUAUUUAUAAAAAUGCAUAACUUUUCAAUGAGGAUUGACUUUUUUUUAUACAUGUAUACAUUGUUAGUUUCUGUUCAUUUGUCAUGUGUUACGAAUGUGUCAUGUCAAGUUGUGUGACUUUAAGAGGGUUUUGCUGGGUUCUAGGCUUUCUGAACCCAUGGUGGCCCAGGGCAGCACUGGCAAACUAUGAAGAAGCACUUGAAUGUUUUACCCACACAAUCAAUGAUUCCCCAGAACGUGCUUCAGAUGAUGGAUUCUGCCAAACUGUCUGGACGGGUGCCUGGUUAAGGUGGUCUCUGGUGGGGUGUCUUAGUCCAGUCAUUCACCCAUGACUCAGCUCAGGAUGCUUCUUCCAGUUCCUGCUGAUCUUGCAUGAGUCCUGUGUGGGCACAAAAAAGUAAAAUAUUUAAGAGUUUAAAAAUGAAACAACAAUCUGAUGACAAUCUCCAGAUUCCUGUAACAGGGACCAUAACUGAGAAUGCCAUGUGCUGCUCUUUCCACAAUGCCAAUGUGAUUUGUAUUUAUUAUUUAUUUUUCUUGAUUUGUCUUAGAAAAACCUCUCCUUCCUCUUGUUCACAAUGUCCUGUUUGGUUAAUCUUCCAACAUGUGUUCCAAUAAGAUUGUAGUUUCAUACUUUAAUUUUACAAACAUUGAUUGUUUCUUUUA
Messenger RNA from Gadus morhua (Atlantic cod), 5231 nucleotides. RefSeq names its product BICD family like cargo adaptor 1 (gene bicdl1). Gene Ontology annotation, biological process: Golgi to secretory granule transport; vesicle transport along microtubule. The record is from RefSeq and is a predicted model, not a curated record. Lineage: Eukaryota; Metazoa; Chordata; Actinopteri; Gadiformes; Gadidae.